AUGUACCUAGUACGAAUAGUGACUGUGAGACUACUAGGCAAAGGUGGCUAUGGUGCUGUAUAUGAAGUAUUACGGAAAAGUGAUAGCAAACUGUUUGCUGUGAAAUGCGAAAAACUAAGCGCAAGAAAGAAGGUGCUUCCAAUGGAUUGUCGUGUUUUACGUGGAGCGCAAAUCAUAAAAAGUUGUCAUUUUUGUACAAUAGAGGACCGAGGAAAAGUCGAAAACCGUUUUAUAUUUCUUGUUAUGAAGCUCAUCGGCAGCAACCUUUGGGAUCUACGCGUAGAGAGAGAAACAAUGCGAUUUACGCUAAACACAUCUCUAAAAGCGGCUGAGCAGUGCCUAAUCUGUAUAGAGGAGCUGCACAGGCUAGGAUUUCUCCAUCGCGAUAUCAAGCCAGGCAAUUUCGCCAUUGGUCGACAAGACGCCAACGAACAUCACAUCAUAUAUAUGUUAGACUUCGGAUUGUGCAGAAAAUUUCAGGAGAAGGUAGGUCGUGAAUCACAAAACACAAGAAAACACGACAAAGAUGUUCGAGUCCCGCGAGAAGUAGCUCCGUUCCGAGGCACAACAAGAUACGCACCGAUAGCAGCAAUGAAACAGAUUGAACAAUCUCGAAAAGACGACUUGGAGGGAUGGAUGUAUAUGGUUGUUGAAUGGACCUCAGGCGGUCUGCCUUGGAGAAAGUAUAAGGCAGAUAAUCGAGAAGAAGUACUGAAAAUGAAGGAGGAAGUGCGUGAUAAGGAGGAGGCAAUGACG
Molecule: messenger RNA, 756 nt
Organism: Strongylus vulgaris
Lineage: Eukaryota; Metazoa; Nematoda; Chromadorea; Rhabditida; Strongylidae
Source: the annotation of a GenBank genome assembly